This is a messenger RNA of Impatiens glandulifera, 2742 nucleotides long. RefSeq names its product vacuolar protein sorting-associated protein 52 A-like. Gene Ontology annotation, biological process: endocytic recycling; retrograde transport, endosome to Golgi; Golgi to vacuole transport. NCBI's taxonomy places the organism in Eukaryota, Viridiplantae, Streptophyta, Magnoliopsida, Ericales, Balsaminaceae. The transcript is spliced from 20 exons. Gene Ontology annotation, cellular component: GARP complex. The record is from RefSeq and is a predicted model, not a curated record. Gene Ontology annotation, molecular function: syntaxin binding. Bases 258 to 2330 code for a protein of 690 amino acids.
CUCUGAAUCUCUCUUUCUCUAUAUCCCAAUUCCCUUUUCCUCCGGCGUAUCCUUUCGAGGACGUCGAACUCUCUUUCUCGAACCGAAUCAGCAUUACACUUCACGAACCCUAAACUUGUCUCUCUGAAUUUGGUAGUGACAAUUGAUCUUACGGUUGAGGGAGGGGGAUGCGGUGCUAGCUGGAUGAUGGUCUCCGUGGCCUUUUGUGUUAAAAUCCAUCCUCUGACAUAACCGUUGACGAUUUCGAGCUGGAGCUGAUGAUGGAUUUCGAAGGCGAUUCCACUCCUUCUUUCGAUCCCGUGGAAUGGGCAUCAUCAUCGAACCUUGAGGAUAUAUCCCUUGAAGGUCUAGAGCAAGAACUGGAAGAAUGUAAAAGUGAUGAUGUUGUUGCGAACAUAUUGUCCAAGGGUACAACAUUGCGAGAGUACACAAAGGGAGUAGAAGACAAUUUGCGCCAAGUUGAGCUAGACUCGAUUCAGGACUACAUAAAAGAAAGUGAUAAUCUUGUAUCACUCCAUGAUCAUAUUCGAGAUUGUGACAUCAUUCUGUCACAGAUGGAGACACUACUUAGUGGAUUUCAGAGUGAGAUUGGCUCAAUAAGCGCAGACAUAAAAAUUCUUCAGGAAAAAUCCAUGGAUAUGGGACUGAAGUUGAAGAAUCGCAAGGUUGCGGAAUCAAAAUUAGCAAAAUUUGUGGAAGAUAUUAUUAUCCCACCAAGGAUGAUAGACAUGAUUGUUGAAGGAGAGGUUAAUGAUGAAUAUAUGCGGGCACUUGAGAUUUUGAGUAAGAAAUUGAAGUUUAUAGAAGCAGAUUUGAUGGUUAAAACAUCAAAUGCUUUGAAAGAUGUUCAACCUGAGCUGGAAAGACUUCGUCAGAAAGCAGUCUCAAAGGUGUUUGACUUCAUUAUUCAGAAGCUUUAUGCAUUGAGAAAACCCAAAACAAAUAUCCAGAUCCUUCAACAGAGCGUUCUCCUAAAAUACAAGUAUAUUAUCUCUUUUCUAAAGGAGCAUGGCAAAGAUGUGUACAUGGAGGUUCGUGCAGCAUAUGUUGACACAAUGAACAAGGUUCUUAGUGCUCAUUUCCGUUCUUAUAUUCAAGCACUGGAGAAACUGCAGUUGGACAUAGCAACAUCUAAUGACCUGAUUGGUCUAGACACUAAAAGUACUAGCCUUUUUUCUAGAGCAAGAGAACCUCUGAAGAAUCGGUCUGCAGUUUUUGCUCUAGGAGAGCGGAUAAGCAUUCUUAAGGAAAUUGAUGAACCAGCAAUAAUUCCUCACAUAGCUGAAGCCAGUGCUCGUAAAUAUCCUUAUGAAUUUCUAUUUAGGAGCUUGCAAAAGUUGCUUAUGGACACUGCCGGUUCUGAGUACCUCUUUUGUGAUGAUUUUUUUGGUGAAGAGGCUAUAUUUUCUGAAAUAUUUGCAGGGCCCUUCGCUGUAAUUGAUGAACACUUCAAUUCCAUCCUUCCAACUUCUUUUGAUGCAAUCGGCCUAAUGCUUAUGAUUCGUAUCAUACACCAGCACCAGCUCAUUAUGUCUCGAAGGCGUCUCCCAUGCUUGGACUCAUAUUUGGAUAAGGUAAAUAUAGCCCUAUGGCCACGUUUCAAAGUGGUAUUUGACAUGCACCUCAGCAGCCUGCGUAAUGCAAAUGUCAAGACAUUGUGGGAAGAUGACGUUCACACUCACUAUGUCAUGAGACGCUAUGCUGAAUUUACUGCAUCUCUUAUUCAUCUCAAUGUUGAAUAUGGGGAUGGUCAGCUUGAGCUGAACUUAGAGAGAUUGAGAAUGGCCAUAGAUGACUUGCUUGUGAAGCUUGCAAGACUAUUUCCAAAGCCGAAGCAGCAGACUGUAUUUCUAAUAAACAAUUAUGACAUGACUAUAUCUGUCUUGAAGGAGGCUGGACCUGAAGGCGGGAAGAUACAACUUCAUUUUGAGGAACUGCUUAAAAGCAAUACUGCAAUUUUUGUGGAAGAGUUACUUUUGGAGCACUUCAGUCACAUUAUCAAGUUUGUUAAAACCAGAGCUUCGGAGGACAUGAGUCCUGGUGGUUCUGAAAAGCCGAUCAGCAUAUCGGAGGUUGAACCAUUAGUGAAGGACUUUGGGAGUAGAUGGAAAGCGGCGAUAGAACUGAUGCACAAUGAUGUGAUUAAAUCAUUCAGCAAUUUCUUGUGUGGUAUGGAGAUCUUAAGAGCUGCACUCACCCAGCUGCUCUUAUAUUACACCAGGCUUUCAGAUUGCAUUAAGAGGAUUAACGGCGGUUCUGCCCUAAACAAGGAUCUAGUAUCCAUAUCUUCAAUCAUGUUCGAAAUCAGAAAAUAUUCAAGGACAUUCUAAAUCGAUGAUGAUGAUGGCGGUUCUGCCCUAAACAAGGAUCUUGUAUCCAUAUCUUCAAUCGUGUUCUAAAUCAGAAAAUAUUACAUUCUAUAUCGAUGAUCAUAUAAAUAAUCAAGUUAGAUUCUCUCUUCCUCCUCUCUCUUUAUAAAUAUCUAAACUGUUGUUAUUCUAUCACCACCACUAUCAUCAUGAUUAGGGUUCUUAUUUUUCCUCUGUUGGACAUGUGAGUAUUAAAAGUCAGGAAGAAAUGUCGUCCCUUUUUUCUUCUUCUUCUUGAGAGGGAAGAGAGUUUUGAUUGGAAGUUUUUAGAUGUAUUUUAAGAUUCGGUAACAAGUUUGUUCUCUUAUUCAUAUCAAACAGAAUAUGUAAAAGAUUUACAAUAUGUGAUUCACAAUUUUUUUUUGCUUCCUUU